AUGUCUUAUGAUCGAUAUUUAGCGAUAUGCAAACCGUUGCAUUAUGCAGGCCAUAUGAGUGGAAGGUUCUGCUUCUACCUAAUGGCAGGGUCUUGGAUUAAUGGCUUUGUAGCAAUUGCUAUAAUCGUAUCCUUAAUGUCACAAUUAAAAUUCUGCGGCCCCAGUGAAAUUGACCAUUUUUUGUGUGACUUCACCCCGGUGAUGAAACUCUCCUGUAGUGACAGCCACUUGAUGGAACUUGUGAUGUUCAUAUUCUCAUCCUUAUUUACUCUGCCCCCAUUUGUAUUUACCCUGGCAUCCUAUACUUGUAUCAUCAUCACCAUUCUGAGAAUCCCUUCCAGCACUGGGAGACAAAAAGCUUUUUCCACCUGCUCCUCUCACCUCAUGGUGGUUACAAUUUUCUAUGGGACCCUGAUCAUUGUGUACCUGUUACCAAGAACCAAUACCAUAAGAGCCCUGAACAAAUUGUUCUCUGUCUUCUACACUGUCCUAACUCCUAUGGCCAAUCCCUUCAUAUAUAGCCUGAGAAGCAAAGAGGUCAAGGGGUCCCUGAGAAGAGCUAUCAGGAGAAUGCUUGUAUGA
Messenger RNA from Emys orbicularis (European pond turtle), 582 nucleotides. Its product is annotated as olfactory receptor 5P55-like. The record is from RefSeq and is a predicted model, not a curated record. The transcript has a single exon. Gene Ontology annotation, cellular component: membrane. Gene Ontology annotation, biological process: G protein-coupled receptor signaling pathway. Gene Ontology annotation, molecular function: odorant binding; olfactory receptor activity. The coding region runs from base 1 to 582 and encodes 193 amino acids. NCBI's taxonomy places the organism in Eukaryota, Metazoa, Chordata, Testudines, Emydidae.